Acanthisitta chloris (rifleman) is the source of this 1919-nucleotide messenger RNA. It is a transcript of the gene PLA2G4B, whose product is annotated as phospholipase A2, group IVB (cytosolic). The record is from RefSeq and is a predicted model, not a curated record. Lineage: Eukaryota; Metazoa; Chordata; Aves; Passeriformes; Acanthisittidae. Gene Ontology annotation, molecular function: calcium ion binding; calcium-dependent phospholipid binding. The transcript is spliced from 13 exons. Gene Ontology annotation, cellular component: cytosol. The annotation marks the transcript as partial. Gene Ontology annotation, biological process: glycerophospholipid catabolic process.
AGGGUAAAAAUCUCGUGCUUACGGUACCUGCAUCUCAUGAGGGAACGCAGAAGACGACAGAGGACACAGAUACUUUCUACUUCCAUUGUGUGAAGGCUUGGGAGCCAGUUCUAAAAGUCAGGCUGCAGAAAGUUUCUGAUAAGGAAGAUGACAAUAGCAAUUUAAGUGACACCUUAACAGUACCACUGAAAUUUCUCCCUGUUGGACAUAAAGUAAGAGUAACCCUCCCUGUAAGACAUAAUGUGCCACUGCAGUUGUACCUCCAACUAAAUGAUUGCACAGAUAAACUAGAUGUGCGCUUAGGGUAUGAUCUGUGCCAAGAAGAGCAAGAAUUCUUGCAAAAAAGGAAGAGAGUGGUUGCCAGUGCCCUAAAAACGGUUCUUCAUCUUGAAAGAGAUCUACAUGGACAUGAGGUCCCAGUAAUAGCUGUUAUGGCAACUGGCGGAGGUCUCAGAGCAAUGUCAGCCAUGUUUGGCCACCUCUUAGCUCUUCAGAAGCUAAAUCUGUUGGACUGUGUUACCUAUCUCACCGGGGCUUCUGGCUCAACAUGGACCCUGGCAGACCUGUAUGAACAUGCUGACUGGUCACAUAAGUCUCUGGAGGAGCCACUUAAGGCAGUAAAAGAACAAGUGACAAAAUGCAAGCUCAACCUUAUGUCUAUAGAUCAUCUGAAGUAUUACCACAAGGAACUCGCUGAAAGGGCAAAAGCAGGACAUGUCUCAUCUUUUACAACUCUGUGGUCACUUGUUCAGGAAAUGUUCUUACAUGAACAGCCAAGAAAGUAUAAACUCACAGACCAGCGCAAGGCAUUGGAGUAUGGACAAAACCCAUUGCCUUUCUAUGCAGUCCUCAAUGUGAAAGAAGAGAAGUUUGGCACUUUCAAAUUUAGAGAGUGGGCAGAUUUCUCUCCUUACGAGGUGGCAAUACCAAAAUAUGGAGUCUCCAUUCGUUCAGAAUAUUUUGACAGCGAGUUCUUCAUGGGAAGGCAAGUGAAGAAGCUGCCAGAAUCUCGGAUCUGCUAUCUGGAAGGUCUUUGGACAAACAUCUUUACUAGGAAUUUGCUGGAUGGCUUGUACUGGUCCUCAAAUUCAAACGAAUUCUGGGAACGAUGGGCCCAAGAUAUGGUAGAUAUGGAAAAACAUUCACCUGAGGAUGAUAUCACUGUCAUUGAGCCUCCAUCUUGUUUGCCAGGGAAGUUGUAUGAAAUGUUUCAGGACAUUGUUACCAAGCGUCCACUACUGGGAAAAUCUCAUAACUUCCUGAGAGGCUUAGAAUUUCAUAAGGAUUAUAUCCAUCAGAAAAAAUUUAUUGAAUGGAAAGACACUGUGCUGGAUGCUUUCCCUAACAAUCUGACGCCUCUGGAGAAAUAUCUUUGUCUGAUAGAUGUUGGCUAUUUCAUCAACACCAGUGGUGCAGCACUUUUCAAGCCAGAGAGGAAUGUAGAUGUCAUUAUAUCCCUUGAUUAUGGUUUGGGUAAUGUGUUCAAGCAAUUAGAGAUGACAUACAAAUAUUGCAAGACACAAAAGAUCCCAUUCCCCAAAGUGGAGCUAAGUCAAGAAGAUGAGGAGAACCCAAAGGAAUGCUAUGUUUUUGCUGAUGCAGAGGACCCCAGAGCACCCAUAGUAAUACAUUUCCCCCUGGUGAAUGACACCUUUAAGGAAUUCAAGGAGCCAGGGGUAAAGCGUGAUCACUCAGAGAUGGAAGAAGGAAAAGUAAAUCUGGAGAACAACUGCUCACCUUACUACCUCAUUAGGCUAAUCUACUCUUCUGAAAAUUUUGACAAACUUGUGAAUCUGAGCAAAUACAACAUCCUCAAUAACAAAGACCUGCUUCUUCAGGCAAUUCGGAGUGCUGUAGGACGGCGGAGAAGCAGCAGGGCUGGGAAUCUCCCCAGCUACUCUGCAGCUGGAUACUCCUAG